AUGGGGGGCAACCUGGGCUGUCACCGCUCUAUCCCCCGGGACCCCUCGGACCUCUGCCACAGCCGCAAGUUCAGCGCGGCGUGCAACUUCAGCCACAUCCUGGUCAACCAGGAGCGGCUGAACAUCAACAGCGCCACGGAGGAGGAGCUGAUGACCCUGCCCGGCAUCACCCGCACCGUGGCCCAGAGCAUCGUGGAGUACCGGGAGUACAUCGGGGGCUUCAAGAAAGUGGAGGACCUGGCGCUGGUGAGCGGGGUCGGGGCCGCCCGGCUGGAGCAGGUCAAGUUCGAGAUCUGCGUGAGCAGCAAGGGCAGCUCGGCGCAGCACUCGCCCAGCUCCCUGAGGAAGGACCCCAACCCCGAGGCGCAGCACCACCUGGCCGCCGCCAGGCUCAACAUCAACACGGCCACGCCGGCCCAGCUCAUGAGCAUCCGCGGCGUCACAGAGAAGAUAGCCCAUGGCAUCGUGGACUACCGCAAGGAGCACGGGCCCUUCAGAAGCAUCGAGGACCUGGUGAAGAUGGACUGCAUCAACUCCUCCUUCCUGGACAAAAUCAGGCACCAGAUUUUCACCGAGAGGUCACGGCCCCCUUCCACCAAUACCAACGGGGGGCUCAGCUUCAACGUCAAUCCUCACCCCAGCCCCACCUCUCUGAGCCUCCAGAGCGAGGACUUGGAUUUCCCACCUGGGGGCCCGACCCAGAUUAUAUCCACUCGCCCCUCGGUGGAGAUGUUUGGCGGGGUGAGAGAUGGCAAGCCUGUGCUGAGGGUGGCUACCUGGAAUCUGCAAAGCUGCUCUGUGGAAAAAGCCAACAACCCUGGCGUGCGAGAGGUUGUGUGCAUGACACUGCUGGAGAACAGCAUCAAGCUCUUGGCAGUGCAGGAGCUGUUCGAUAGAGAUGCUUUGGAAAAGUUUUGUAUGGAGUUGAACCAGCCGACUCUGCCAAACAUCCGCAAAUGGAAGGGCCCUAGAGGAUGCUGGAAGGGUGUUGUUUCCGAGAAACCUUCAGGCGAGCUACAUAAGGGUGUCGAAUAUUCUGGCUUCCUCUGGGACACGACGGCUGGCAUCGAACUGAAGGAUGCCUCCUCCCAGGAAAGCGCACACACUAAUGGCAAUGGGAAACAUGCCUACCCUCACCCUUACCUUGCACAUUUCAAGGUGGGAAUGAAUGAUCUAACACUGGUUAACCUUCAUCUGGCCCUGUCACCCUCAGCAGGAGAGAAUACAGAGAAGAAUCAUGAUAGCCACAAAUUAGCAGCCUUUGCACAGACUCUGCAAGAAACACUGAAAGGAGAAAAAGAUGUGAUCAUUUUAGGAGAUUUUAACCAAGCCCCAGACAGCAGUGACCUCGAUCUUUUGAGAAAAGAAAAGUUCCAUCACCUAGUGCCUGCAAAUACAUUUACAAACAUCAGCACAAAGAAUCCUCAGGGAUCUAAGUCGCUGGAUAACAUCUGGAUCAGUCGAAGCUUGAAAAAGAUCUUCACAGGUCACUGGGCUGUUGUGAGAGAAGGCCUUACAAAUAUAUGGAUCCCUGAUAACUGGUCCUGGGGAGGAGUGGCUUCAGAACACUGCCCUGUAUUAGCUGAAUUUUACAUGGAAAAGGACUGGAACAGAAAAGAGGUGACCCGAAAUGGAAACGGGGUGACCAUAGAACGCAGUGACUCAAACAUUAAACACGAACGAUGA
Molecule: messenger RNA, 1686 nt
Organism: Emys orbicularis (European pond turtle)
Lineage: Eukaryota; Metazoa; Chordata; Testudines; Emydidae
Gene: EEPD1
Product: endonuclease/exonuclease/phosphatase family domain containing 1
Exons: 7
Coding region: 1-1686 (561 amino acids)
Biological process (GO): DNA repair
Cellular component (GO): plasma membrane
Molecular function (GO): DNA binding; catalytic activity
Source: RefSeq, a predicted model, not a curated record